AUGGUCGUGGAAGAAUUCCACGUCAAUUUUACGGAAGAUGAGAAAGAGCUGUUGUCUAGUCCUGAAAAAUGGUUUUCCAAAGAAAAGCUGGGUCGAACAGGAAGAUCCAAAACGAGUAAAGCCACGUCAAAGAGAGGAUUUCGGUUACAAAAACUUGUUACUUCACUACUUCGCUCCGAUAAAAGGCAACCUCCAUUGUGUAUUUUCUGUCUUGACGACGGUUCAGAUACCAACGAAGCAUGCGGUCGUCUCCGUUGGUGUCCAGAAAUUCCUUUAUUUUUUGCUGUACAUGAACUUUGUGCUCUUAUGACUCCUGAAGUUCUAACUGUUGAUAACCCAACGCCACUAGGAAAGGAGCUUUUCGAUACAGAUAUGAACCAACUACACGCUGCGUUCACACGAGGGCGAAAACUGGUGAGAGCAUCUUCUUCAUGGGUUCAAUAG
Cooperia oncophora is the source of this 444-nucleotide messenger RNA. The record is from the annotation of a GenBank genome assembly. NCBI's taxonomy places the organism in Eukaryota, Metazoa, Nematoda, Chromadorea, Rhabditida, Trichostrongylidae.